Messenger RNA from Mytilinidion resinicola, 2589 nucleotides. RefSeq lists its product as uncharacterized. The transcript has 3 exons. Gene Ontology annotation, molecular function: protein binding. Lineage: Eukaryota; Fungi; Ascomycota; Dothideomycetes; Mytilinidiales; Mytilinidiaceae. The coding region runs from base 459 to 2519 and encodes 686 amino acids. The record is from RefSeq and is a predicted model, not a curated record.
GCACUCGUGGAUGCGCGACACGAUGAGAACGAGUGGCCUGGCAUAUUCACAUCUACCACCGGCAUGGUAUUCUUCGGCACGCCAUUUAGAGGGGCAGAGGGGAUGAGCCAAGUGGAGAUGCUUGCGGCGGCGCGGCGGGAAUACCAGGAGGACGAAGUGCAGACAGACGUUUUAAAGAUACUGGAGCUGGGAAACGAGUUCCUUCAUGAGGUGGUCGACCAAUUUGGGAAGACGCGGAUGCGGGCGAACAAGGCCCAGGUUGCAUGCUUCUACGAGCUCAAGGCAAGCAAUGUUGGAAAGAUUGUAGGGAGGGAGGACCGGACGGUAGGUUUGCAAAGGACUGUGCAUCUUACCAAGGUUGACUGUAUUUGCAGAGAUUCGUGGUGAGCGAGAGCUCUGGCUGCCUCGACCUAUCUGAUUCGACGAGCAAGUUCUCGCUCUCACGAACCCACUUCAACAUGAAUAAGUUUGGGAGGCCCACAGAGGAAGACUUUGAGACGGUGAGAGAUGUAAUCAAGAACAUGCUUGAGGCAUCUUAUGGGCUACUUCUGGCUCGAUCUACAUCUAGCGAAUUAAUUUGCGAACUCUACUGUGUCCCACAUCUUGCAGUACCUCGGUUCUUCGGUAGACAACAGCUGAUCGAGGAAUUGCAGACUUUUCUGCUAAAACCGCAAGGACAGCACGGUAAGCCUAAUGUAGCUGUACUACAAGCCUUAGGCGGACAGGGCAAGAGUCAGAUUGCCUUGGAGUUAUGUCGGAGGCUUAGGAAAGAUUGUCGCGGUGUUUUCUGGCUUGAUGCAACUUCGAAGGCAACGCUAGAGCGGGGCUUUGAAGGACUUGCCGAAAAACUGAACCAGCCAAUUGCCAGACGCCUGGAAGAUACGGAGUCGAAGACAAGGUUCGUGCUAGACACGAUUUCAGAGUGGAAGGAGCGGUGGUUGAUGGUUUAUGACAACUACGACCGCCCUGAUGUUUUUACAGAUAUUAAACAGUUCCUACCUGACAAUGGACAAGCCGGCAUAAUCUGUACAAGCCGGCACGAGGCCACAAAAGUGCUUGGGCGACACGUUCAAGUUCCAUCGAUGGUGAAUGAUGGAGGCAUUGAGCUGCUCCUUAGAGACAUGUCAGAUGAGGAGAUGAAAAGCAGCCGGGCAAAUGGAGAGGAUAUUGUUCGCAGACUUGGGGGGCUAGCUCUCGCCAUCGAACAGGCCGCUGCGUACAUUUCCUUCAACCGGAUGACUCUACCUCAUUUCAUAGACGAAUACGAAAGAAAGAAGGGAAAGGUGCUAAAGUACAUGCGUGAGGAACUCUGGGAGUACCAGAAACGAAGAGACGGGUCGGAGCAAAGCGAGGCGUUCAGCGCGUUUACGACGUGGGAGAUGUCAUUCGAACAAAUGGAACGGCGCGAUGAGACACGUAAGGAUCAUAUCACCAGCUUCCUUAACGUCGCCGCCUUCCUCGAACCUUCCCACAUCGGCAGUUAUCUGUUCGAAACAUACUUCGCAGAAGAGGAUGAACCAUUCCCAUGGCUCGACAUGUUUAGACGUCCAAGAAGCCUCUUAGAUGAAGAGACCGACUCCGAUACCGACUCUGACACCGACCAGGCAUCUUCUACGCACACAUGCGAACAGACAGGCUGGAGCACAGAUCAGUUCUGGUCAACUAUAGAGCGCCUUCAUCGGCUCUCUCUGGUGCAGAGCAUUGAAAAGAAGCCUGCAGUUUGGUUCUCUAUCCAUCCAGUGAUUAGUGACUGGUUGCAGUUACGAGAACGGAAGCGAUCAAUUCGAGAAAGGAUAUUGCGAAAGACUAUAAGACUGAUGAGCGUGGUGGUGAAAUCUUCUUUCGCUGAAGCUGCGCAUGGAUCUAGGAGACAAGAGUUGCUAGCACAUCUGGACUCUUGUCAGACCAGUUCGCGGUACAUAAAGCUUACUAAACCCCUUGGAUGCACUUAUAUGAGAGAGGAAACAAAUUCGUUUGGGGAGUUUUAUGCAAGACAAGGAAAAUUUGAAAGAUCAGAGCAACUAUAUGGGGCUCUAUUAAAGGAAGAUAGAAAUAGUCUCGACGGAAGUGACAGGAACCUGUUGGUCAGCAUGACUAACCUAGCGUUGACGUACUGGAAUCAAGGGCGGUGGAAGGAGGCCGAAGAGCUGUUUGUGCAAGUGCUGGAGACAGGAAAGAGGAUGCUUGGGGACGAGCAUCCAGACACGCUGACCAGCAUGGCCAACCUAGCGUCGACGUACAGGAAUCAAGGGCGGUGGAAGGAGGCCGAAGAGCUGUUUGUGCAAGUGCUGGAGACGGGAAAGAGGGUGCUUGGGGACGAGCAUCCUUCCACGCUGACCAGCAUGGCCAACCUGGCGCAUACGUGGAAGUCCCAGAACCAAGAUAAAGAGGCUAUCUUACUAAUGAAAAGGUGCCUCGAGCUACAGGGGAAGAUCCUUGGCCCCCAACAUUCUAACACGGAGUCUUCGCUCGAUUCACUAAAUAUGUGGCAAAUAGAUCACCUAGAGCUAGGUACUUAAAGCUACGCUAUAUUUAAAAGAUACGAAAAUAGUGCGAAUGCAGAAGUGUUCUAAGUGUUUAGGAGUGGCU